AUGUGCUACAUUCGAACCAGUCGGCCAGAAACUGCAAUUAUUUAUACCCCACAAGAAAGCUUUGAGAUUGGACAGGCGAAGGUCAUCCGUCAAAGUGUGAAUGACAAGAUUACAGUUGUUGGAGCUGGAAUUACUUUGCACCAGGCCUUAGCUGCCGCUGAUGAUCUUUCCAAGCAAGAUAUUUCUAUCCGUGUCAUUGACCUGUUUACUAUUAAACCUCUGGAUGCUGCCACCAUCAUCUCCAAUGCAAAAGCCACAGGUGGCCAGAUUAUCACAGUGGAGGAUCACUACCCAGAAGGUGGCAUCGGGGAGGCCGUCUGUGCAGCCGUCUCCGUGGAGCCUGACAUCGUGGUCCAUCAGCUGGCAGUGUCAGGGGUCCCUCGGAGCGGGAAGCCCAGUGAUCUGCUGGAUAUGUUUGGAAUCAGUUCCAAACACAUCAUAUUGGCUGUGGAACGUAUUUUAAUGCAAUAG
Molecule: messenger RNA, 471 nt
Organism: Rangifer tarandus platyrhynchus (Svalbard reindeer)
Lineage: Eukaryota; Metazoa; Chordata; Mammalia; Artiodactyla; Cervidae
Source: the annotation of a GenBank genome assembly